AUUCAAGUCUAUAUCUAUUAUCCUCUCAUCAAACCAUCAACAUCUUGUCAAUCUAUAUCUAUACAACUAUCAUGGCUCAUGGAUCUUCUUCUUGUUCUUUUUCCAAGUGUUGUUUCUUUUACUUGGUUCUUCUGUUCUUCUGGAGUUCAGUUACAAGAUCCGAAAUUCGUCAUGCCAAAGACUCGGGUGGAUUUGAAACAAAAGAGAUUGAUAGAGAGAAAGAACAGUUAUUUCCUUCUAUUCACAGGGUACUCAUUGAAUAUUUUCGCUAUAAACUGACAGAGUUUGACUCGAUUGAUCCCCCAACGACAGCCUUACCAUCUGCUCCAUUAACCAAUCCAGUCACCGCCUCUCCAAUUAAUCCUGCACCAGGGAUUGUCACAGUUCCAGGAACCAACACUGGCGGUGUGUCACCUGUUCCACCAACCAUUACUCCUGCCACAAAUCCAGUAAAUCCACCUGCACCGGUCACAAAUCCUGUAAACUCACCUGUGCCAGUCACUAAUCCUGUAAACUCACCUGUGCCCGUCACUAAUCCUGUAAAUUCACCGACACCUGUCACGAAUCCAGUUACAACUCCAAGUACAAACCCUGGAGGACAGCCUACAGUUAACCCUGGGACUACACCAUCAACGCCAUCUGUAGGAAAUGUUCCAGCAGGUCGAGGAGGACAAAGCUGGUGCAUAGCAAAGAAUGGAGCGUCACAGGCUGCACUGCAGUCGGCUCUUGAUUAUGCAUGUGGGAUCGGGGGAGCUGAUUGUGUCACCAUUCAGCAGGGUUCUAGUUGUUAUGAACCUGUCACACUUCAGAAUCACGCAUCAUAUGCAUUUAACAGUUAUUACCAAAAGAAUCCGUCGCCAACAAGUUGCGAUUUUGGAGGUGUUGCUGCUAUAACCACCACCAAUCCAAGCACAGGUUCGUGUGUCUAUCCAUCAUCAUCAUCGUCGUCGUCAUCAUCAUCAUCUUCUUCCACGCCUGCAACACCGGUAACGCCAGCUACACCAACUACACAAACACCUAACAAUCCAACAUCUCUGCCGACACCUACAACAGUAUCUCCAGGGUCAACUUUUCCAGGGACACAGUCUCCACCACCAGGAGGGUUUAGCUUAGGAAACACUGACCCAACAGGACUAGGAGCUUUUGGUGCAAGCCCUCCGCUUGUGAACAAUGCAUCCGUAUCCAACAUUCUGCGGCCCUUCUUUGGGUGCCUUGUACUUGUAGCAUCCAUUAUCUUUUUCGGUCUGUAGAGAAGGCAUUGCUAUAACAUGAAUUGGGUUCUUGGGCUUCUUUAGCACAAAAUGUUUUAACAUUUUGACAGCUGAUCAAGAUAUGACAGAAUAGAUGGGAUCUCUAGCAUUCUGAUAUAUUGGGUAAUGCUUUUAGACAUAUAUAUAUGGUUAGAUUGAGCAAGAGAGUAUGAUUUAUUAUUUGGUUUGUAUGAUAGAGGUUUUGUAUUAGUAUUAUUUAGUUAUAUUAUAUAUGUGACACCAUAUACUAUUACUCUCAUUCCCUUUACCUAUAGUA
Erigeron canadensis is the source of this 1527-nucleotide messenger RNA. Its product is annotated as mucin-5AC. The transcript is spliced from 4 exons. The record is from RefSeq and is a predicted model, not a curated record. Lineage: Eukaryota; Viridiplantae; Streptophyta; Magnoliopsida; Asterales; Asteraceae. Bases 72 to 1250 code for a protein of 392 amino acids.